CAACGUUUGGGAACUCAUACCCCAUCACUGGCCACAUUGAUCAUCUUAUAAAACGUUGCUGAAACUGUGAACCUAAUCAUUAAAGAACCAUCAAUGGCUACCAAAGAUUCACCUCUGCAGCUUCCAGAACUUAGCAUCCAAUCUGAAGAAUCCGACACGGGUUCUGACUGGGACAAUUCCGAAAAAGGCCCCGAUUAUGAUCUGCUCGAAGAAACCCAAAUCAACUUUUCAAACCUCUCACUUAAGAAGGCAAAAGCACGCAUUGUGAAAGAUAAGGGUCUAUGUAGUGAGACAGCGCCAGAGGCGAUCGAUGUGACUGCAUCUUUUGUUGAUGAGGAGGGUUAUGAGAAAGUUCAAAAAAUAAUCGAAGCGGGGCUGCUAGAGAAAUUGAAAGUGGAUGAGUGCAAGGUGUAUUUGAGGAAGCAUGGUCUGAGGUUAACUGGAAACAAAGACACACUCCUACAGCGCAUAAAGGAACAUUUAGAGAUUUUAAAUGGUGGAGGGGAGAAAAAAUACCCGCGUUUUAGCUUUGUGUUGAAUUGCAAAGGUGAUGCAUGCACUGGUGAUGUUGUUUUGUUUGAGCAAAAUGUCUAUGAAAUGUUCAACAUAGCAUCCAGGAGUGCCAGUGGUCCACCAUGUGGCAAAAGGAUUGUUGCAGGCCGCAUAGUGAAGGAAAGCUAUGGUGCUGCCAAACAACAGCAUACCUUUACGAUUGAAGUGCUCUGGAGCAAGGGAGAAAAGCCUCUCCCUCCCCUGUACCCCCUUCUGAUUAAGGGUCGAAAUCUUUAUAGGUUGAAGACUUUGAGACAGAAAUGGGAAGAUGAAGCAAAAAGGCUGAAAAUAUUGAUGGAAAAACACUCGAGGGGAUCUUUUGCUAGGGCAGAUAGAGAAGCAAGGAUUCAAGAAAAGGAGAAGAGGAAAACAAAUAUGGAAAACAGGGUCUCCAAACAGGUUUCAGUAAAGAACCAAUGUCAAUCACAUUCACACGUUACAAUGUCACCAUAUCAACCUCAAGAAAGAAAUGUAUCCAUUAAUCCAGAGAAGUCAGAAUUUCCAUCUCAAAAUUCAGGCUUAUCUGCCAACAUAAGAAAAGAAGCAUGUGUUAUUGUAAAUAAACCAGCAGCUGUAACUGAACAACACGGAAUGUCUUUUGAUUCUAAAACCGUGGCAAUGAGAUCUGACCAGUUAGCAAGUUCAGGAAGAACAUCAUUUACACACCAUAUACAUAAUCAACAAACUUGGAAGCACCCAUCUGAUUAUAGGAGUACUUUUGCUAUUGAUCAUAUGAGGGGAGCUGAACUUGGUGCAAACUACAAUUAUGUUGAUCUGCAUUCCAGAGAAAAACCAACCUUUAUUGAGAAAAACCAGAACUUGGUGCAAACAACUUGGAAGGCUCAUCACAUGCCGCUGGCAAAUGCAAAUCAGGUUCACCCUUUAAUGCCCAACAGAAGCUAUAAGCCAAACCAGCUGUGUAGACAUUAUUCCCGUGGGUGGUGCCGUUUUGGGGACAAUUGCAAAUUUUUACAUGAUUUUAGAGGCAAAAGGAACGCGUGAACUAAAAUUUUGUUGUGACAUGAUUUCAUUGACGUGGAAUUAAGAAUGCUUUCUUUUAUUACAUGAAAAAUAGAUAUAUUGGUUUGUGGUGUUUCCCUCAUGUCCUUUCUCGGUAAUUGCAAAUGGUUUAUAUAUAACUUGUAAUCUUUGCCUCCUUGUUUAUGAACUUCCAACCCUUGAGAAGGUCAAGGGUAU
Messenger RNA from Abrus precatorius (Indian licorice), 1749 nucleotides. Its product is annotated as zinc finger CCCH domain-containing protein 62-like. NCBI's taxonomy places the organism in Eukaryota, Viridiplantae, Streptophyta, Magnoliopsida, Fabales, Fabaceae. The record is from RefSeq and is a predicted model, not a curated record. Bases 94 to 1554 code for a protein of 486 amino acids. The transcript is spliced from 9 exons. Gene Ontology annotation, molecular function: metal ion binding.